This is a messenger RNA of Penaeus vannamei (Pacific white shrimp), 1388 nucleotides long. The record is from RefSeq and is a predicted model, not a curated record. Lineage: Eukaryota; Metazoa; Arthropoda; Malacostraca; Decapoda; Penaeidae.
GUGGUAGUGAGCGGACGUGUCAAACGGGAGCUGCGCGCGGUUAUCUACUCUGUGACAGUGUACCUUUUUGUGUGAAAAUUAAAGUAAUUGAAAAAGAUAGAUAAAUAGAUAAAAAAAAGUUGAUAAAGAAAAAAAAUAUGUGUUUGUAUAUUUAUUGAUAAAGUGAAAUGAUAUGAUUUCAAACUCACGUGUUAUCAUCACAGGAAUGAACCAUAGAGGAAAAAGCUAUCGUUUUAGUGUCGUAACAUUAGUGAUGAUGUCAUAAUGAGAUGAUGAUGGUGAUGAUGGUGGUGAUGAUGAUGCAGUGUUCAUGAGACUUCGAAAUAACAACCACCUUGUACUCUCAUUUCCGGUACUACUUCUCCUAGUACUACCAUCCCAUUGUACUUUAUGAAGAGGGAAUAACACUCUAAAAAAAAAAAAAAGAGAAAAAAAAGAACUACUUCGAAACACACUGUGGAGAACCUCCCUCUUCGUCCCAUCUCUCUCUUUCUCCCUCUUUCUCUUUCUCCCUCUCACUCCCCCUCCCUCAGCGCUUGAUGGAGCUUGCCCGAGGGGAGCAGCGGAUGCACCAAGGAGGGGAAAGAGCGAGGGAAGAGGGGAAGAGGAGGGGAGGAGUGUAACGGAAGAAAAGAGGUGGGAGGAAGGCGAGAGAGAGAGAGAGAGAGCGAGGUCGGGGAAGAACCUCUGCCGAUCAGCUGAUCAGGAUGCCCGUCCGGAGGGGCCAUGUCGCCCCCCAGAACCUCUUCAUCGACACCAUCAUUCGCCGCUUCGAUGGGCCAAACCGGGCCUUCGUAGUGGCAAACGCCCAACAUGACUGCGGUGUCAUAUUCGUCAACGAGGGCUUUUGUCGCAUGUCUGGCUUCUCGCGGGCGGAUGUCAUGCAGAGGCCAUGCACUUGUGACUUCCUGCACGGUGCCAUGACCUCGAGUUUGGCCGUGCAACAGCUCAUGGAUGCAAUGGCGACCGCGCAGGAAAGGACAGUCGAGAUUCUUUACUACAAGAAAGAUGGGACCAAAUUCCUGUGCCAGACGACGAUGUGCCCGAUCAAGAACGAAGACGGCGACACGUGCAUGUUCAUCGUCAACUUCCAAGACCUGACGGAGAAGCCAGAAGACGAAGAGGAAGAAGCCUCGACGCCCCACGGACAACAACGAUACAGUCCAGAUCAAAAAUUCGAACAAGUUAACAACCGCGACCAGAAACAUAACCUUUACGGAGAUAAUAAACUCAAUUUGCAAAAGGCUUUUAAGACUCUUGAAAACCUCAAAAUGAAGCAAGAUUUCCUCCUCUUUACUCUAGGCUUUAAGACUCUUGAAGACCACAAAAUGAAGCAAGAUUUCCUCCUCUUUACUCUAGGCUUUAAGACUCUUGAAACCUCAAAAUGA